Messenger RNA from Zea mays, 595 nucleotides. RefSeq lists its product as uncharacterized. Bases 53 to 469 code for a protein of 138 amino acids. The record is from RefSeq and is a predicted model, not a curated record. NCBI's taxonomy places the organism in Eukaryota, Viridiplantae, Streptophyta, Magnoliopsida, Poales, Poaceae. The transcript is spliced from 2 exons.
CUGUGCGAACUAAUACUUAUGGAUAAAAUAAAAUAACGAUGAAACAAAGUUCAUGUUUGAGUGCAUAAGGGUUCAAAAGGCUGAGAACAAUCGUAUGCAACUAAUGCAUGAUCGUUUGCAGAGGCAGGCUGCAUUGGAGGAGAGGACAAAAAGGUACUUUAUGCAAAGGCUGACUUGGGAAAACAAGUACAGGGAGCGUGUACAAUCUGCAAUACAGAAGUGUAAUGCUGGUGAGAAGAGACGAUUGGGGCUGCUUGAAUCUGAGAAAAGACGGGUACAGAGUAGGCUCUUGCAGAUUCAACUUGCUGUGAAGACUGCCUCUAACCAGAGAAAAUCUGAGAGGAGCAAGUUAAAUGAGCAAUUAGAAGAAAAGCUUCAGAAGCAUUUGGCGAGGCUAUGCUUCACACCAUUGGUUAUAUUUAUGUCCAGCAAGCAGCAAGAGAACUCGGAAAAAGUAGAGUUUACAUAGGUGUACCAUUUAUAGCUGAAUGGGUUAGAGACAAAGGACACCACAUUAAAUCACAGGUUAAUGCUGCUUCAGGUACUUUUCAAGGACACCCCUAAUGUAAUUAUUUUAUACCUUGAAGCAUAUGAC